This is a messenger RNA of Patiria miniata (bat star), 393 nucleotides long. RefSeq lists its product as uncharacterized. Gene Ontology annotation, molecular function: protein binding. The transcript is spliced from 3 exons. NCBI's taxonomy places the organism in Eukaryota, Metazoa, Echinodermata, Asteroidea, Valvatida, Asterinidae. The annotation marks the transcript as partial. The record is from RefSeq and is a predicted model, not a curated record.
CAUUUCGAUGCAGGGGAGUUUCUCAUGGAAUAUGAUGGGAAGCUGAUUUCCGCAGCAGAGGGCGAGCGCAGAGAGGAAACUACAGACAGUUUCUUCCGGUAUUUCUUUACCAGCAGGGGCACAUGUACUUUGAUUUUUUUUUUUUUUGAUUGUAUUCAUUGCGGUAUUGAUGCAACAUCUGAACCAACAGAGGGGAAGCAACUUGGGCGCUUAGUUAAUCAUGGUGAUUUGAAGGAGGCCAAUUCCAAGAUGAAAGUCAUCAUGGAUGGGGACAAACCAACACUCUGCCUUUUCUCCAUUAAACCCAUCCAGAAGGCAAAGGAAGUGUUAUAUGAUUAUGGGAUCAACAAGCCUGAAAUGGUGUCCCAACACCUCAAAAUGCAUCGUCUGUAG